UUCUUCGUCUCCUCCUCCUCCGCCCGCCAGGAGGCGACUGCCCGCUGACUGUAACCGUCUCGUCUCCCUGACCGAAGAAGAAGAAGAAACUGUAGAACCAACAUGGCUGCGUCGUUGGUGCGGUUUGCCCGUGGAGGACUCGGGAGGAGUUUUAACUUUGCCAGGAGUUCAUGUCUCCUCCAGCAGCAGCAGAGCAGACUGCAGAGCUCCACCACCGAGACCAGCCCCACGGUCAGGCCCAAGGAUGCCGUCACUCACAGCCAGCUGGCAGCGUUUGGGGAGUUUGUGGCUGAGAUGAUGCCCAAAUACAUCCAGCAGGUCCAGGUGACGUGUUAUAAUGAGCUGGAGUUUAUGAUCCAUCCCGACGGCGUGAUCCCCGUGCUGACCUUCCUGAGGGACCACACCAACGCCCAGUUCAGGAGCAUGAUCGACCUGACGGCUGUCGACAUCCCAUCACGCCAGAACCGCUUUGAGAUCGUGUACAACCUGCUGUCACUGCGCUACAACUCCCGUCUCCGCGUUAAGACGUACACAGAUGAGUUAACGCCGGUGGACUCUGCGGUCCCGGUCCACAACGUCGCCAACUGGUACGAGAGGGAGGUGUGGGACAUGUUUGGCGUGUUCUUUGCCAACCACCCAGACCUGAGGCGUAUUCUGACGGACUACGGCUUCGAGGGUCACCCCUUCAGGAAGGACUUCCCUCUCUCUGGAUACGUAGAGGUGCGUUACGACGAUGAGCUGAAGCGUGUGGUGGCGGAGCCCGUGGAGCUGUCGCAGGAGUUCAGGAAGUUUGACCUGAACUCGCCGUGGGAGGUGUUCCCCGCCCACCGAGAGCCCAAAGAGGCCGCGCCCAAACUGGAGGCUGGCGACGCCGCACCUGAGAAGAAAUGAUGUCCCUCUGUCUGUUAGUGUUAUUCUGGGACUCCCAGCACUCUGAACAAACACACUUGAAAUAUUUAUGUAAAUAAAAAUACUAAUAAAACAACCUUAAAAAGAGA
Messenger RNA from Sebastes umbrosus (honeycomb rockfish), 998 nucleotides. RefSeq names its product NADH:ubiquinone oxidoreductase core subunit S3 (gene ndufs3). Gene Ontology annotation, molecular function: NADH dehydrogenase (ubiquinone) activity. The record is from RefSeq and is a predicted model, not a curated record. NCBI's taxonomy places the organism in Eukaryota, Metazoa, Chordata, Actinopteri, Perciformes, Sebastidae. The transcript has 7 exons. Bases 103 to 891 code for a protein of 262 amino acids.